AUGGUUGUCUCCAAGGCCUACCUGCUCGGCUGGGCAGCAGCAGUUGCGAUUGCUUCGCCAGUCGCUGUUGAGACACCCUUCAGCUGGAAGAAUACGGAAUAUGUACUCACAUUUGGCGACUCUUACACAUUCGUCCAAGGAACCGAAGGUCGCUGGGCAUACAGCUUCAUCGGAUCCCAGCUGAACAUUUCUUUCACACCCGAGCAGCUCCUCGGUGACCGCAUUGUUCCGGGGCAGAACACGUCUUCUGCCGGCGGGCCUAAUUGGGUCGAACAAUGGGAUACCUACGGCAAGUCAGUCAUUAACGCCGAUCCCACCAAGUCACUCGUGGCCUCCUACAUUGGAAUCAAUGACAUCAAUGACAUGGCCAAUUUCCAGCUCCCUGUCAACGGGCUGAACAGCUGGGAAGAACUGUACACUGCAGUCAUCGCGGAGCAGUUUGCAGCCUUGGAGACUGUAUAUGGAGCCGGGCAUCGCCACUUCCUGUUCCUGAACUUACCUCCCCUCGAUAAGAAUCCCGCAUCGCAACUCAACCCAGCCCGUCUUCCAAGCACAGACAUGAUCAAGACGUUCAACGGCGUAGUCAACCAGACCGCAAAGGCGUUCUCAGAAAAGCAUCCCGACGUGACUGCUCUGGUAUUUGACACGUACAGCUGGCUGACACAGGUCUUUGAUAACGCGGCGUCGUACGGGUUCACCAAUACGAGCUCUUUCUGCCCUAGCUACAAAGCCUGGGAUAUCGAUACGAACUAUGCCGCAUACGGGUGUCAGCCGAUUUAUGAGUACUUCUGGUAUAAUUCGGGUCAUAUUACAUACCAUAUGUUGUCCUCCGCCUCAAUCGCGCUUGUCGGGCUCGCCGGUCUCGCGGCCGCGCAGUUCCCGCCCACACCCGAGGGGAUCAAGGUGCUGAAGUCCAAAUUCCACGAAAAUGUCACUAUUUCAUACAAAGAGCCCGGUAUCUGUGAGACCACGCCCGGGGUCAAGUCAUACGCCGGAUACGUGCAGCUACCCUCAGGAACCCUGAAUGACGUCGAUGGGGAAGCUCAAGACUACCCAAUCAACACCUUCUUCUGGUUCUUUGAGGCGCGCAAAGCUCCCGAAAAUGCUCCAUUGGCAAUCUGGCUCAACGGCGGACCGGGAGGCUCCUCCAUCAUGGGCCUCCUCGAAGAAAACGGCCCCUGCUUUGUUAACGAGGACUCCAAGACGACUCGUCUGAAUCCGUGGAGUUGGAACAACGAAGUGAAUCUACUCUACAUCGACCAACCGACUCAGGUCGGAUUCUCCUACGAUAUCCCAACCAAUAUUACCAUCCACGCCAACGAGAACUUCGAAGAGAACGGACCAUGGGGCAUGUUCCCCGCCAACUUCAGCGAUGGUGUACCCGAGGGCAACUACACCUACCGGUACGGCACUGCAUCCAGCCAGAAGCUAUCGCAGACAUCGAACACCACGGCGCAUGCUGCUCACGCUCUGUGGCACUUUGCGCAGACGUGGUUCUUUGAGUUCCCUGGCUACAAGCCCAUUGACGACCGGGUCAGCUUGUGGGCCGAGUCAUACGGAGGACACUAUGCGCCUGGUAUUUUUCGACACUUCCAGACGCAGAACGAGUUGAUCCAGAAUGGCUCAUCGCCCGAGGAGAAUGCCCAGUUUAUCCACCUUGAUACGCUUGGAAUCGUCAACGGGCUCAUUGACCUGUCGAUCCAAGGUGAGACUUGGAUCACGUUCCCGUACAAUAAUACCUAUGGAAUGCAAAUCUUCAAUGAGUCGGUUUACGAUGCGUUGAUGCACAACUGGACCCGCCCAGACGGUUGCAAAGACCGAAUUCUUGACUGCCAGGAAGCCCUCAAAGAACAUGGACCGCUAGUCGCCAACGGUGCCAAGAAGAACUACACUGAAAUUUGCGGCGACUUCCUUACCGAGUGCGGCUUCAACGCCGUCGAAAUCUACCAGAGCAAAGACGAUGGAAGGGGCUGGUAUGAUAUCGGACACAGCAAAUAUGACCCUUUCCCGGCCCCGCACUUGUACGGGUACCUCACCGAAGGCGAGGUUUUGUCGUCUCUCGGCGUGCCUGUGAACUACUCGGAAUCGUCCGCGGCAGUGGGCAUCAGCUUCCAGAAUACCUUCGAUAUGAUCCUGGGUGGAUUUGGAGAGUCAAUCGGGUACCUCCUCGAUAGCGGCGUCAAAGUUCACAUGAUGUAUGGAGAUCGCGACUACGCCUGUAACUGGGUCGGCGGCGAGAAGGCUAGUCUGGCGAUCCCCUACAACCGAUCGAUAGACUUUGCCAACGCCGGGUACGCCCCGCUCAUCACCCCCGAUGGUGUGACGGGCAUGACGCGCCAGUUCGGUAACUACAGUUUCUCGCGUGUCUACCAAGCCGGCCACGAGGUGCCGUCCUAUCAGCCCGUGACGGCGUACGAGAUCUUUAUGCGGGCGACGUUCAACCGGGACAUCGCGACGGGACUCAUCCCCGUCACGGACGAGCUGUCGACGAUCGGCGUCAAGGACACGUGGCACAUUAAGAACAUUCCGCCCCAGGAGCCGGAUCCGAUUUGCUAUGUCCUCAAGCCCGAGACAUGCCCCGAGGAUGUGUGGAAGACGGUCGAGGACGGGACCGCACUGGUGAAGGACUACUACGUGAUUGACGCUACUCGAGAGAGUCAAGGCCAACAGAUUUCCGAGGAGCUGUGA
Molecule: messenger RNA, 2688 nt
Organism: Colletotrichum lupini
Lineage: Eukaryota; Fungi; Ascomycota; Sordariomycetes; Glomerellales; Glomerellaceae
Product: serine carboxypeptidase
Exons: 10
Coding region: 1-2688 (895 amino acids)
Biological process (GO): proteolysis
Cellular component (GO): fungal-type vacuole
Molecular function (GO): serine-type carboxypeptidase activity; hydrolase activity, acting on ester bonds
Source: RefSeq, a predicted model, not a curated record